Messenger RNA from Sclerotinia trifoliorum, 851 nucleotides. The record is from the annotation of a GenBank genome assembly. NCBI's taxonomy places the organism in Eukaryota, Fungi, Ascomycota, Leotiomycetes, Helotiales, Sclerotiniaceae.
AGGUCACAACUCAUAGUCAUUAUAGGAUAGUCGAAGUCUAUCCAGAAUAAUAAAUAUGGCUGCACCAUCUCCUGAUCCCGCUUUGGAUCUUGUUCCCAUUAAACAAGAAGAAGACGCAGUUGAAAAUGGUUCGCCACCACAAGAACCCAAACUUCCAACCAAAAAGGAUAUCUCACUGAAAGAGUUCCUUGGGAAGAUGGAUGAUUAUGCUCCAAUCGUAAGACUUGCUUGUUUAGUAUUGUGUCUCAUCCCAUUAUCUAACCCUUGCUCGUAGAUUCCUGAUGCAGUGACAAACUAUUACCUCACAAAAGCUGGUCUUCCACCCCCACCACAGACAGAUGCGCGUCUGGCGCGUCUGCUUGCACUUGCGACCCAAAAGUUCAUUGCUGAUAUUGCGGCCGAUGCUUAUCAAUAUUCACGCAUUCGGUCUUCGAAUUCCUCAAGUGCCAAUAAUCCUAUGGGAAACUUGGGUGCUGCAGCUGGUUUCCCAAUUCCAGGUCAGCAACCUGCUGGUGCGACAGGAGGCAAGGACCAACAGGGACGUGGAGGACCUUUGGGUAUUCAAAGACCCGGGUUUGGUGGUGGCGGACAAGGAGGUAGUCAAAACAGAACGGUUCUCACAAUGGAAGAUUUGGGUAUGGCUGUGGGAGAAUAUGGCGUUAAUGUAAAGCGCGGGGAGUUCUAUCGCUAAAUUCACGGCAUCAUAAGGCAUAAUAAGGUUGGGAUUGGGUUUCAAUGGCGUUACAAAUGAUCAUUAGUUAUGAAGAAGGUAUAAGGGUUUACGGAGAACGACACGUCAUGAAAUUGUAUAACGUUUCUAUGUUCCAGGUACGGAGAUUGGCCAGAAAUUU